This is a messenger RNA of Carica papaya (papaya), 788 nucleotides long. Its product is annotated as Thioredoxin z. The record is from RefSeq and is a predicted model, not a curated record. Gene Ontology annotation, molecular function: protein-disulfide reductase activity. Gene Ontology annotation, biological process: plastid organization; cell redox homeostasis. Lineage: Eukaryota; Viridiplantae; Streptophyta; Magnoliopsida; Brassicales; Caricaceae. Gene Ontology annotation, cellular component: thylakoid.
AUUUCUCUCCUUCUCCCCUCCUAAAACCCAUUCAGAAAUCUCUCUAAAAAAAAAAUGGCGCUGCUGCAAGCCAUUUGCUCGUUUCAUGUCUCACCAUUUCAGAUUUCACAGAACUCACCGUAUCGAUGUUUCUUGAGAAGCCAUCAACAGAACCCACUUUUCUCUGCUAAAACUACCAUUGCCAUCACUCAGAACAGACCCUCUUCCCUGUCGACGCAGCCCAGAAGGUUGUUUUGUACUCCAUCUCGCGGCAAGUACGUCAGAGAAGACUAUCUUGUGAAAAAGUUGUCAGCACAAGAAGUGCAGGAUCUGGUGAAGGGGGAGAGGAAUGUGCCGCUAAUUAUUGAUUUCUACGCAACAUGGUGUGGACCCUGUAUCUUGAUGGCUCAAGAACUUGAGAUGCUCGCAGUGGAGUAUGAGAACAAUGCAAUGAUUGUGAAAGUCGAUACGGAUGAGGAGUAUGAAUUUGCAAAGGACAUGCAGGUUCGCGGUUUGCCAACCCUUUUUUUUAUUAGUCCAGAUCCGACCAAAGAUGCAAUCCGGACGGAGGGGCUGAUUCCAAUACAAAUGAUGCGAGAUAUCCUCGAUAAGGAGAUGUAAAGGAACAUCUCUUGUGCAACAGAUAAGACGGCUUCGACUUUUGUAACCAGUACGAAAAUUUUGUAGGAAGUUGUUACUCGUGUACUUUCAAGUGUUGUUGUAGUCUUGAUUAAACAAUUUUGUAAUUGAUAUAUGUAUAGAUGGAAUUGUAAGUACAACUGCUUGAUUAAGAGAGUUACUACAUCCAA